This is a messenger RNA of Bemisia tabaci, 2043 nucleotides long. RefSeq lists its product as uncharacterized. Lineage: Eukaryota; Metazoa; Arthropoda; Insecta; Hemiptera; Aleyrodidae. The record is from RefSeq and is a predicted model, not a curated record.
UAUCCUUAUCAGUUGUUCACUUCACAACACGCAACACGACCAGCGUUUUUAAAAUUGUCCACUUUUGUUUUGCGGUAAAUAAUAAGUUUGAAGUAUCCAGAAUCUAAAUAUAUAAGUGAAUAAUCAUACGUAGAAGUAGAAAAUGUCAGAUGAUAACGCAACCAUCAUAAUCAUUACUCGGAAGAAGCUUCCUGGAAAUGGAAGUGAUGUAGAUUCAUCUGACGAUAUAUUUCGGCCAACAAAGAAGAAAGCACAGACACCAUCAAUUGUGGAACCUAUUGAUGGCAAAACAUCCAAAAAACGUCCACCAAGUCUUUUCAGUUGUAAUUCUUGUGAAGCUCAUUUUAAAGACAAGAGGAGCUGCACUCGUCACGAACGUAAUUUCCACAAUGAAAAUUCCAAAUUUUUAUGUGCUUACUGUGCAACUUCCUGCUCUUCCAAACAAGGUCUAGAUCGUCAUGAAUACAAGUGCCAAGUGAGCGCUGGUGUAAGGACCCAAUUUUUAUGUGUAUACUGUGCAGCUACCUUUUCUAACAAAUGGAGUUGUGACCGUCAUGAAAACAGUUGCAUUGCCAAUCCCGGUAAAAACCUCAACAAAUUUAUGUGUGUUCACUGUAAUGCAUCGUUCAUCAGAAAAGAAUCUGUAGCCAAGCAUCUACAGAUAUGUACAUCUAUUACUUCAAAACCUCAGGAGAGAGGAAAUAAAGUCCCUUGUUUAAUAAAAGAGUGUGGUGAAAAGUUUCAACACAAAACCAAGUUGAUCGAACAUAUGCGUUUAGCUCAUCAUGACGUAAUCACCAUCCAGCCCAAAAUAUCGAAAACUUUCCCAUCGAUAAAAGAGUUCAGAGCAUGGAAGGAAGAAGAGGAAGAAAACACAUUUUCCUAUUUCACUGCUCGGCAAGGGCAAAAACCGAAGAGCGCUGUGAAAUAUUAUUAUUGUCAACAUGAUGGCUCUGAAAAAAAUCAUGCUGAGCGAUUGUCAAGUCGACGCCGUAAGAUAGGAAGAGUGAGAGUAGGAAAUCAUUGCAUAGCUUUUAUGAGAGUCAAGGAGUUAGAGAACAAAUCUGUUCAUGUUGAUUACCAUCCAACCCAUAGCCAUGUAUGUAAGCAAGAAGAUGUGUUACGUCAUCCCAUACCUGCUGUCAUGUCUAAAUUCAUCGAUGAUAAACUGGCAGAAAAUAUACCACCAGACAUAGUCUACGAACUCACUAAAGAACGCUUUCUCUCCAAUCAUAACCCUGCUUUACCCACUAGAGCCGGUAAUCUCAACAGGAAAUUGAUCAAGGAGCGAGCACGGAAAAUGCUUAAGAAGCGUCAACCACUUGAAAUCAAGGCUGAAGAUUUUCCUCCCAGUAACGAAAAUUUUUAUAAUUUUGAAAGGGACAUGAUCCGUGAAAAAUCUGAGGAACAGCGAAUCUUCCUCCAUGAGCCAAACUCUGUACCGGGUAAUCUCAAGAAGAAAGCAGUUUCAGAUCAAGGACAGAGAAAGCGAAUGAAACGGCAGCAAGACAUGAAUGAUGUCAAAGCACUUGUUCCUGUCAACGAGAAUUUUUACAACUUCCAGACAGAUGAUUUUAUAGAUAAUGUUGCUGGUGAGAUUUUGGUUAGUCACACCAGUAGUAGAGAGGGCACUUUCGAAGUAAUAAAAAGCAAGUUAUCAUGUCUUCAAGAGCUCUUAGGUACAGUUGACAUUAGCCGAAUACCUGAGCAUACCCUUACCAAUAUGGAUGCAGUAUUAUCAGAUUUUAUAAACCAUUUGUCUGAAAAUCAGCAGGAAAAAUUUGAGAAAGUAAAGGUUGAAGAUCAUCUGUACUGCUCCUCCAAAAUCUAAUUUUUUUUUUUAUGAAUAGCUUCAGUAUAGAUUCUCAGGUGGUGAUGUGCCCAUCAUUCCAUCAGUGCAAAACGGUAAACAAUGCUGGCUUUAAAUACUUGACCAGGACUAUCAGGUCACGGUGCAUUGACCGUCUCCGAAGGAUGAAAUAUGGGUCUUAGUCCACUUCCUCUAGAUAAAUGGUACCUAUCAAACUGCCUUGACAACCAAAA